AUGCUCUCUGUCUCUCAUUCUCUCUCAAAUAAAUAAAUAAAAAUCUUAAAAAAAAAAAAAAAGGACCCCCCCCAACGUACCCCACUCUUCUUCAUCAGAGUUUCUUUACAGCCCUAACAUUCCCUCUGAAAUGACCAAGUUCGAGCAUGUGUCCGUUUGCCUGUGACUCUCUGGAGUUUAAGCUGCUGGAGGCUGGGAACUUGGUGGUCUCGUGUACUGCACAUAGCCAGACCCCACAACGGGAGGAGCUCAGAAAGUACUGGACGGAUGGCUAGGUGGCUGGAACCCAGAGGUAUUAAGGGACUUGUUCAAUCACAAAGCAGCAGCAGAGCAGGGCGCCAGCCAAGACAAUUGGACCCUGAACCUGGGGAUUUAAUCCGAGAGCUGUGUUGCCCCCACAAUAUUUGGUUAAGAGUUUGGCCACCUGGGUUGGAAUCCCUGCCUCACUGAUUUACUGUGUGUCCUUGGGCCAGGCAUUUAACUUCUCUGAGCCCCAGAUUACUCAUAUAUAAAAUAAGUACGUUAACAAUUCUAACUGUGGUUGAUUAAAUGAAAUGGUACCAGGAAAGCGCUAGCACAGGGCCCGCAGGAGUACCUGCUGGUAUUUGGAGCAGCAUAUGGUUAGCACCGCCUUCCUGCUUUGAGAGUUUAUAGAGAGUGGGGGCGAGAAGCUGGCCCCCCGACUUGCCUGCCUCCCCAGGCUGGGCACCUGGGUGUGCCAAGAGCGUCCCCCUGCUGGUUGGACAGGUUUUGGGGAGGGCAUGCAGAGGCGCAGGGCCCAGGCGGGGCUGGCCAGGGUUAAUUAGAGGGAGCUGGCGGAGAGGAGCUGGGGGAGAGGGGCUGAGCAGAGGCUGAACCUCCAAAGCCCCUGGAACAUCAGUUGGCGAGGCCAUGGGCCGGGGCUUAAAUUCUGCCAGACUCAGGCGCCAAAAACGGCGCCUGCGACUUCGGGUCCAGAAGCCCAGGCAGCAGACAGAGCGGCUGCAGCAGGAGAACCAUGAGCUCCGCCGGGGCCUGGCAGCGCGGGGCGCAGAAUGGGAGGCCAGAGCUGUGGAGCUGGAGGGGGACGUGGAGGCCCUGCGGGCCCAGCUGGGAGAGCAGCGCGCCGAGCAGCAGGGCAGUGGGCGUGAGCGGGCGCGGGCCCUCAGUGAGCUCAGCGAGCAGAACCUCCGGCUCAGCCAGCAGCUGGCCCAGGCCUCGCAGACCGAGCACGAGCUUCAGAGAGAACUGGAUGGCCUUCGGGGGCAGUGCCAGGCUCAGGUCCUGGCAGGAGCAGAGCUGAGGACGCGGCUGGAGAGUCUGCAGGGGGAGAACCAGAUGCUGCAGAGCCGCCGGCAGGACCUGGAGGUCCAGAUCCGACGCCUGCGUGAGGAGGUGGAGAAGGGCCAGGGCAGGCUACAGGCCACCCACGAGGAGCUGCUGCUACUGAGGCGGGAGAAGCGGGAGCAUAGCCUGGAGCUGGAACGCGCGCGCUCCGAGUCCGGGGAGGCAUUGAGCGCGCUGCGGAGGCUGCAGAGGCGCGUCUCGGAGCUGGAGGAGGAGUCGCGCCUUCAGGACGCCGACGUGUCGGUAGCCUCACUGCAGUCGGAGCUUGCUCAUAGCUUCGACGGCGACCAGGACCAGAAAGCGGACGGACGCAGGGACGCCCCGAACACUUGGUCCCCUGAGAUCCAAGAGGCGUCCAGCCACCAGCCUUCACCCCAAGAGGAGAGCCUGGAGCCUCCCAAGAAGCGAGCAUCUCUAAGGCCAGGGGAGAUACUAGAGGAGAAGAAGGCCGAAGUGGCCCGGCUGCAGGAUGAGAUCACGCUGCAGCGGGCAGAAUUACAGUCCCUGCGGGAGGAGCUGCAGAGGCAGAAGGAGCUGCGGACACAGGAGGACCCCGAGGAGGCCCUUAGCGGCGCCCUCUCGGAUCGGGAUGAAGCUGUGAACAAGGCGCUGGAACUGUCCCUGGAGCUCAGCCGCGUCUCUCUGGAGCGGGACUCGCUCUCCCGGGAGCUGCUUCGCACUAUCCGCCAGAAGGUGGCGCUGACGCAAGAGCUGGAGGCCUGGCAGGACGACAUGCAGGUGGUGAUCGGCAAGCAGCUGCGCUCGCAGCGCCAGAAGGAGCUGAGUGCGGCCGGAUCUGCCCCGCGUCGCGCCGCACCGCGCUUCUCGCUGCGCCUGGGCCCUGGGUCCGCCGGCGGCUUCCUGAGCAAUCUCUUCCGAAGGACCUGAAGGCUGGGCGAAGGAGGCCGCCCAUGCCCUCUGGUUCACUUUCCUCUUCUGGCCAGUGUAGCACCAGGGCCCUGAUUGUCUUCCAGAGGGGGUGCCCUCCCCGCCCCGGGAAGCUGGGCAAAGGCUCAAUGGGAGCAGGGGCCAGCUUUGGGGGCCAAGGGCCCCAGGUGGGUGGCGGGGCAGGUGAGGCAGAGCUGAAUUUUCAAUCUAUAUAGACCUAUAUUUUCUAAGCACCCUGGGUCUGCCAUGCUCCAGGGCAGAGAUGGGGGUCGGUAUUUAUGUAUCGAGAUCAAACAGAGUAAUAUAUAAAAAUCAUUACACCGAC
This is a messenger RNA of Neomonachus schauinslandi (Hawaiian monk seal), 2539 nucleotides long. It is a transcript of the gene BICDL2, whose product is annotated as BICD family like cargo adaptor 2. Gene Ontology annotation, biological process: Golgi to secretory granule transport; vesicle transport along microtubule. NCBI's taxonomy places the organism in Eukaryota, Metazoa, Chordata, Mammalia, Carnivora, Phocidae. Bases 892 to 2214 code for a protein of 440 amino acids. The record is from RefSeq and is a predicted model, not a curated record. The transcript has 9 exons.